Molecule: messenger RNA, 1452 nt
Organism: Musa acuminata AAA Group (dessert banana)
Lineage: Eukaryota; Viridiplantae; Streptophyta; Magnoliopsida; Zingiberales; Musaceae
Product: transcription factor MYBS1-like
Exons: 2
Coding region: 186-1124 (312 amino acids)
Molecular function (GO): DNA binding
Source: RefSeq, a predicted model, not a curated record
GGUUCGUUGACGGUCACCGGUGGUGAACGGAACAGCGGUCCGGUCACCGCAACAGCAGGCUUUGAUCUCCUCUUUCCUCGCGCUCCAAAUUAAUACUCGCCACACGAAAAUAUCGCCUCGGCACAGCGACCGCCUCGUCCUCCCGUCGGUGGCGGUGAUACCCAGCGCACCACCACCACCACCUAAUGGCCGGAGCGGCGUUGGCGGCGUCGUCGGCGGAGGAGGGCCGAGGAGGAUGGAGCAGGGAGGACGACAAGGCCUUCGAGAACGCCCUGGCGACGAUAGCCCCGCCGCCGAAGGAGGAGGAGGAGGAGGAGGGGGGCUCGGAGGGUGGCGAAAGCGGUGGCGGUGACUGGUGGGAGUUGAUCGCGGCUAGAGUCCCGGGAAAGACGGCGGCGGAGGUGAGGCGGCACUACGAGGCGCUGGUGGAGGACGUGAAUGCGAUCGAGGCCGGACGGGUCCCCGUCCCCCGCUACGUCGGGGAGGAGGCGCCCUCGGGUUCGACUCCUACAGCGGUCACGCAUUCAUCCAAGGAGAAGCAGCCACAGCAUCACCAAGAUCAUAACAGCCACCACGGAUCGGCCGAUAGGAAGAGAGGAGGGUUUGAGAUUGGGGGGCAGGGCAAGAGCUGUUCCAAGGCGGAGCAAGAGCGACGCAAAGGAAUCCCUUGGACUGAAGAAGAGCACAGGCUUUUCCUUCUUGGCCUUGACAAGUUUGGAAAGGGUGACUGGAGGAGCAUAUCGAGGAAUUUUGUCAUCUCAAGGACUCCUACCCAAGUUGCAAGCCAUGCUCAAAAAUACUUCAUUCGCCUAAAUUCUAUGAACAGAGAUCGCCGGAGAUCAAGUAUCCAUGACAUCACAAGCGUGAAUGGUGUUGAUGUGUCCUCUCCACAGGGGCCUAUAACUGGUCAGGCCAAUUCAAAUCCCGUGGCUGUUGGAUCAACUAUGAAACAUCCUUCACAGGCAAAUGUGCCAGGGGUAGCCAUGUAUGGGCCACCCGUCGGUCACCCUGUUACCGGCCAUGUGGUUUCAGCAGUUGGUACUCCGGUUAUGCUUCCUCAUGGUCAUGCUCCUUAUGUCAUGCCAGUUGCAUAUCCUGUGCCUCCGCCUUCGAUGCAUCCGUAGCCCUUUAACUCCUAUUGAAGUUUAGCUUCUGACUAGGUUCUAAAUGUCGAUUGAGUUUAAGAAAUAAGUGCCAAAAAAUAUAUGGGAGGUUCUGGGUUUUUCUGGUGCAGUGGGUACCCAGCAAUUGUUCACUUGUGAAGAUGCUUGCAUGAUCAAAGCCCUUUUCACUUGCGCUCUGGGAGAUAACGAUCCUUAUCUAUAUGUAUUUGUAUAUUUGUCAGAUGGAUGUCUGCCAACUCUACUUUGAUGUAGUGCUGUCUACAGCCAAGACAUGUUAUUGGGACUACUACUUACAUUGACCUUUUGGAUACUAUGCCUUUUAGUUGCA